UGCUGCCUAAUUGCUGAACGACAAACGCAGUAAAGCGCCCUGCAGCCAGAAACUCAAAUAUACAAGACUACAAGCAAACGGAAAUAACCUUUUGUUAACUUUCAUUGUACCGCUAAUUCGUUUUAUGCACAGCUAAAGUUUAGAAAAAGCAACAUGGACAUCCGAAGGGAUCUUCAAAAUGAAGAGUCUAAAGCCUACAAGUUUAUUCAGCAGUUCAGCUGGCAAGGACAACACAGCCGAACUAUUUAAAGAAGUGGUCUAAUGGUAAAAUACCCGUGUGAUGUGGUGAAAAACUGGCAUUUCUACAUCUUCGCUUACUGUAAAGUGGAUGAACAUCAUCUGUGAGAAGAGUUGAAUCAUGAUUUACGUUCGAAGAGUUGGUCCCCUUGUGCUACACACGAGACAGAGAAACAGAAAAAAGUUGAAAUUCAUUUUGAUGGUGGCUGCUUUCAUGAUAUCCAUGGGCCUUGUCCUCAAACUCCUGCAAAUUAAUCCAGAAGUUACAUUAUCAAAUUUAAUAGAAAGGUCAGUGGAUGAAAUGCAUUUAGUCCCGUCGAAACCUGAUGUUGGUAAAAAGAUGAUGGAAAUCAAACCUAAUGUGCCUAAAGCCAAAUGUGGCCUGGCCAAACCAUGUCCUGCAGGUGGUUUGGCCUUUAAGAUGUACAGCGGUGCAACUAAUAUAGUUGGACCCCAAAUAUGCUUUGAUGGAAAAAUGUUAAUACAGAAAGAGACACGAGGUAACUGGCUUGGAAUUAAUAUUGCUGUUAUCAAUGAAGAAACGGGUGAGCACGUCAAAACUGGCAGCUUCAAUAUGUGGACUGGAAAGGUUGAAGAGUUAAUAGAGUUUCUGAAGUCAAUAGAGGAUGGUUCUUUUGUGCUGAUUACCACUUUUGAUGAUCCAUACACAAAGCUAAAUGAGGAAGCAAGGACGCUUCUUGCAGAGCUUGGCAGUGCAUUUAUAUCUAAAAUCGGUUUCAGAGAUAACUGGAUCUUUGUGGGAGGAAAAAACACCUUAGCCCGAGUCUAUUUUGAGCAGCACAUGAAGAAUGACCGGGACACCAAUAAGUAUGAUGGAUGGCCAGAAAUGAUAGAGAUGGAAGGUUGCAUACCAAGAUUACGCUGAUUUUCCUACUGCACCAAAGAACAGUUGCUUGUCACUUUUAAAUCUGCCACUGGAAGCUAUUUUGCCAUCUUUGGGUAUCAUUUCCCCCAACCCCAAUGAUGUAAUUAAAAACAUGCGUGUGCAUUGGUUUGGAUACCAAUAUAUGGGAAUAUGUACUGAGAAACUUGUACUUGAGUGUGAGACGCUUUUGAUAUAAAAAUAAAAAAUUCAUCAUAUUUAACGUUUUUUUUUUCCUAAAAAUUUAAUUAUACAGGCA
Messenger RNA from Danio rerio (zebrafish), 1379 nucleotides. Lineage: Eukaryota; Metazoa; Chordata; Actinopteri; Cypriniformes; Danionidae. The record is from RefSeq and is a predicted model, not a curated record.